Anopheles moucheti is the source of this 726-nucleotide messenger RNA. RefSeq lists its product as uncharacterized. The record is from RefSeq and is a predicted model, not a curated record. Gene Ontology annotation, molecular function: DNA-binding transcription factor activity. Bases 1 to 726 code for a protein of 241 amino acids. The transcript has a single exon. Gene Ontology annotation, biological process: regulation of DNA-templated transcription. NCBI's taxonomy places the organism in Eukaryota, Metazoa, Arthropoda, Insecta, Diptera, Culicidae.
AUGGAUUCUCAACUCAACCGUGCAUCGGGAAAGUCAGCGAAGCUCCAAAAAGCAGAGGAUACUGCAAGUAGCUUCACCGUCGGCAAACCUUUACAACUGAAGCAGACUAAAGCCAGUCAGAACGGAGAGAUUGAGGAGCGCAUGGACGAUGUGCUAAGCUGGACUAAAACGAACCGGAAGUCUGCUGCGUGGUCGGACAACUCCAGCUAUUUAGAAAGUGACGACAGCUGCGACAGCAGCCGCUUGCAGAUCGUUUGGAACGGUGACAACCAAGAAACUCAGUCGAACCACAGCGAAGGAUCAGAAUCUAGCGGCUCCAACUCAACCAACAACGACACCCGGUCGAUAUUGCACUUCAAGAACUCACUUCAAACCCAUCCUCUCAAACGGUACAACGCAGCCAUUACGUCCGCAGAGGCCAAAAUUUCGCUUAUUUACCACAAAAGCAUGGCACGCCAGUUCCCAACCAAGGAGCGUACCCCGGAACAGAUGGAAAUGCGUCGACGCAACACGGAAGCGGCACGUGUUAGCAGGGCCAAGAUGAAGAUGGCGGAGCUCCUGAUGCAGAAGGAAGCAAAUGAGCUGAGCACAACAAAUGCAACCCACAAGCAGAUGAUCGCAUCGCAGUUGGUAUAUGCGAAUGAGCUUUCUAAGCUGCUGGACAAUCAAUCGGUGGAACUGAAAUUUUUCGAGCGGGUAGGCCAACGAAAAGGGAACAGUGUUUAA